Messenger RNA from Symsagittifera roscoffensis, 1586 nucleotides. RefSeq lists its product as uncharacterized. The transcript is spliced from 4 exons. The record is from RefSeq and is a predicted model, not a curated record. NCBI's taxonomy places the organism in Eukaryota, Metazoa, Xenacoelomorpha, Acoela, Convolutidae. Bases 497 to 1369 code for a protein of 290 amino acids.
CCACAAUAAACGCUUCUCAAAUGCAUGCUGGUUGUAAUUUGAGCCAGAAAAUUGUUGGCUUUUUCAUCACGUACCAAGUACAAUAUCAAACAGAGAUUCAAGCAAAUUAUUAUUGCAUGUUAAAAAAAUUCGAAUACGUGUUACCGCACAAUUUUGCGUCAUUUUUCGCAUACCAAACUUCUUUUGCAGUAAUACUUUCAAAAUUAUUAUUUUUUAAACUUUUAUUGAAUUUGCUAAAGUUUUUUGCAAAAAUAAAAAAACGAACUUGAAUUGUAUUGAAUAAAAGCUUUGAAUCAAUAUAGUUAUUAAUUAUUUUGAAGUUUGCGAGCAUUAACUAAAAAUGAUUCCGUUGAGUUUUUUAUUUCGUUGAAUUUUAUAUGUAGGGGUAGAUGUUGAAGAAUUAUUAAUACCAGUAAUUCCUUGAUUUCUACGAAAAGAUCAUUUACUAUCAAAUAACUUCUGGGAAUUAGUUUCUAAUAGUUUAUUGGGGGCCGUUAUGCCGAGUGCUAAUUCGGCCAAGAUGCCCGAGGUUAAAAGGAAGCCCAUGUCAACCCCCGCCCUGUACCAGAAACACUAUGGCUACAAAGCAGACAUAGAGGAACAGAUUCGGAACUACCAGGCGCCUUCUAAGGAGCUAAUGGACAAGAUGCGACGAAGUCGAAAGUGCGUUCGGCCGAUAGAUCUGGACGAGAAGCAGUUGAAUGUGCUAAAUGGAGAAAGCUACAAGCGACUCAUGGGUCAGUAUGAGAAGUUGCGUGUGGUGGAGAAAAAGAGUGGGGAGUUGGUGAAAAAACUGACAGAUGGCCACAAUGCACUCCCUGAACUGGAGAGAGAGCAACACAAGCAGAGACACAUUCGCUUAUCUAUCAGGGAAAUGGAGCAUUCGCAAUCAAUACGAAACCUUCUCGUGCGCCGAGAAAAAGAGUACCGACGCCUAGUCGCCGAGGGCAAAAACGUUCCCAGAGCCUCCGUCCUUGAAAUAGUCGGUGAAGAUGCCGCCGACCAGUUCGACGGAAUCGGAGCCACAGCCUCCGAGAACCGAAAAGCACGAUUGCUGAUUCGGUUCCGAAACAUCUGUCUCCGAAUCGCCAACGAGUUCCGAGCACGACUUGAGAUCAUUGAGGAGAAGAAACGAAAAAGAGCGAUUCGGGAUAAUGUUGCGAGCACUAAAAAAUUCGCGAAUCUGCUGGAGGCGGUGAGGGCACUCGGAUUUGCACCCGAGGGCGAAAAAAAGGAGGAUACUUGGAACCAGGUGCAAAAUUGUCGCUACUUGAGGGGCCAUGAACCGAAAAAUAUGAAGAUGCCAAAACAUGGAAUGCUCACACAGUUCGUGUUCGGUGGUGAAGAAAUCCAAGAAGAAGACGAAUAAGACCCAAGCAAAAUAAACGCUUGAAAUAUCGAUUCUACUGAAUUUUUCUUUUCUGAUGACAGGGAGAGAUGUUAUUGUUUUUAGACUAAAAACUCUACUUUCAAAUGGAACCUUUAUUAGUAUAACCAUUUUUACAGCAUCGUAGAAUAUAAAAACAAAUCUUACUGAAAACUAAUUAGGCUAACAAAUUAUUGUUUGAUUGGAAUCAAUAAUUAAC